AUGACAAUUUAUAAAGGAGAAGCAGUAACAUUUGAAGAAUAUGGAAAAGAUUUACAAAAAAUUUUACAUACAACAAAAUUUGAAAUUGAUUCAACAAAAUUAACAAAAAAUCAAAUAUUAUUAAAAACUAUUGCAUCACCAAUAAAUCCUGCUGAUAUUGGACAAAUUGGAGGUGGAUAUAAUGAUGCGGAACCAAGAACUGAUUUAGGUAAUGUUUCACCAAAUAAACCAACAAAUGUUGGUGGAAAUGAAGGAGUAUUCAAGAUCAUUGAAGUAGGAUCUGAAGUUUCUGAUUUUAAAGUUGGUGAUUUAGUUAUUCCAUUGUUACCAAAAUUUGGAACUUGGAGAAAUUAUGCAAUAGCAAAAUCCAAGGAUUUAAUUAAUGUAUCAAAAUUACAAAUUGAUCAAGCUGCUACUAUAUCAAUUAAUCCUUCUACAGCUUAUCAAAUUAUUCAUCAAUUUAUUAAAGAUUGGGAAAGUGGAGAAUUUAUAAUUCAAAAUGGUGGUACUUCACAAGUUAGUAAAUAUGUUACUCAAAUUGCGAAAAUUUAUAAUUUAAAAGUAAUUUCUAUAGUAAGAGAUGGAAAAUCUGAGAAAGAUUUAGAAUAUUUAAAAGAAUUAGGAGCUACUGAAGUCAUUCCAGAAUCAGAAUUUAAUAAUGAAAAAUUUGAUAUCACUAAGUAUACAAAUGGAGCAAAAGUAAGAUUAGCUUUAAAUGGAGUUGGAACAUCAAUCCCAAAUUUAGUUAAAUCAUUAUCACCUAAUGGAUAUUUAGCUACUUAUGGAGUUGUAGGUGGAGCAACAAUAGAAUAUGAUUCAAGAUUACAAUUAUUUAAAAAUUUAUCAACUGUUGCAUUUUGGUUAACUUCAAAUACUUAUAAAAACCCCAAUUUUAAAAUUGAAACUGUUAAUAAAUUAAUUGAAUUAUAUAAUGAUAAAAAAAUAAGGGAUGUUAGUUAUAAUAAAAUUUAUUUUAAAUCUGGUGAAGAUUUAACUCAAGUUUUAUUAAAAGGUGUUGUAGAUACUAAAACUCAUGGAAAACAAGUUAUAUUUUAUGAAGAUUAA
This is a messenger RNA of Lodderomyces pseudojiufengensis, 1065 nucleotides long. RefSeq names its product Mrf1p (gene MRF1). Gene Ontology annotation, cellular component: mitochondrion. NCBI's taxonomy places the organism in Eukaryota, Fungi, Ascomycota, Pichiomycetes, Serinales, Debaryomycetaceae. The record is from RefSeq and is a predicted model, not a curated record. Bases 1 to 1065 code for a protein of 354 amino acids. Gene Ontology annotation, biological process: fatty acid metabolic process. Gene Ontology annotation, molecular function: trans-2-enoyl-CoA reductase (NADPH) activity. The transcript has a single exon.